CAUCCGGCGGAAGUAAACAAAACAAGCACAUGUAGACGCUUUAGCUGCAUGCACGUAGUAAGAGUAAACAGCUCAAAGACUAUAUUGAAUUCGUAACGCAGAAAAUUCUUUCACGUGUAGUACCCCAACAAUGUCUUCCGUUCAGCAUUUAAAACAGUUUGUCAACGAGCGACUAACCGCUGCUGCUGAAGAAAUAUUCGGAGUUUUUGAAAAAACUAUCGUCGAGUACGAAGAAGAGAUCGGUCGUCAGCGCAGACUGUUGGAUCUCGUUUGUAAACCUGAAAUAACCUUACUCAGGAUAGAGCUCCCACAGCCACGUGUCUGUAAGGAGGAGGAGGUUCUCGCUGACCAGCAGCAGCUCUGUAUUCAGGAGAGGAACUCCAGUCUGGACCAAGAGGAGCCAGAGCCCCCACAGAUUAAAGAGGAACAGGAGGAACUGUGCCUCAGUCAGGAGGGAGAGCAGCUUGUACUGAAGCAGGAGACCGAUGCCUUUACGUUGACUCCUACUUAUGAGGAACGUGACCACAGUGAAGGUCAGACUCUGAACUUAAGUAUCGACGAGACUCCGAUUGCAGUGGAGCAAAAUCCUCUAAACUACAUUUGGGUUAAAAGCUCUGUGGUAUCAGAAGCAAACAGUGACCACCAGCUCCUCGCUCACAACUCUUGUGAAGCUGAGAGCCAAGAUCAGAGAGGAGGAGAAGACUCAGGAUCAACUAGACAUACAGAGCCAGAACCAAACAAGAGAGGUCACUGUAACAAUGUGAACAAGCCUAACCUCUCAGAGAUUCACGGUGAUGCUCACGCAACCAAAACAUCUUCUAAAUGUGAUGUAUGUGGAAAAGAGUUUAAGUAUUAUUCAAUGUUGCAGAGACACAUGAGAAUCCACACAGGUGAGAAGCCCUAUGCUUGCAAAACAUGUGGGCAAGAUUUCAGUCAGAUGUCAACAUUGAAGGAUCACAUAACAAUCCACACAAAUGAGAAGCCGUAUAUUUGUAAAACAUGUGGGAAAGAUUUCUUACGUAGCGAUUAUUUUAAUGUCCACAUGAAAACCCACACAGGUGAGAAGCCGUAUAUUUGUAAAACAUGUGGGAAAGGAUAUUUAACUAAAAGUUCCUUGAAAAGCCACAUGAGAAUCCACACAGGUGAGAAGCCGUAUAUUUGUAAAACGUGUGGGAAAGAUUUCAUACGUAGCGAGCAAUUAAAACUCCACAUGAGAAACCACACAGGUGAGAAGCCGUAUAUUUGUAAAACGUGUGGGAAAGAUUUCAUACGUAGCGAGCAAUUAAAACUCCACAUGACAACCCACACAGGUGAGAAGCCGUAUACUUGUGAAACUUGUGGAAAACAUUACAGACGUAUUGGUGAUUUGAAUAUCCACAUGAAAAUCCACACUGGUGAGACGCCGUAUACUUGUAGAUUUUGUGGGAAAGGAUUUAAAGUGAAUAGCGCUUUAAAAACCCACCUGAGAACCCACACAUGUGAAGGUCAGACUCUGAACUUCAGUAUCGACGAGACUCCGAUUGCAGUGGAGGAAAAUCCUCUAAACUACAUUUGGGUUAAAAGCUCUGUGGUAUCAGAAACAAACAGUGACCACCAGCUCCUCACUCACAACUAUAAUGAAGCUGAGAGCCAAGAUCAGAGAGGAGGAGAAGACUCCGGAUCAACUAGACAUGCAGAGCCAGAACCAAACAAGAGAGGUCACUGUAACAAUGUGAACAACCCUAACCUCUCAGAGAUUCACGGUGAUGCUCACGCAACAACAAUGUCUGCAGUUCAGCAUGUAAAACGGGUUGUCAACGAGCGACUAACCGCUGCUGCUGAAGAAAUAUUCGGAGUUUUUGAAAAAACAAUCUUCGAGUACGAGGAAGAGCUCGGUCGUCAGCGCAGACUGUUGGAUCUCGUUUGGAAACCCGAAAUGAAUGUACUCAUGACAGAGCUCCCACAGCCACGUGUCUGUAAGGAGGAGGAGGUUCUCGCUGACCAGCAGCAGCUCUGUAUUCAGGAGAGGAACUCCAGUCUGGACCAAGAGGAGCCAGAGCCCCCACAGAUUAAAGAGGAACAGGAGGAACUGUGCCUCAGUCAGGAGGGAGAGCAGCUUGUACUGAAGCAGGAGACCGAUGCCUUUACGUUGACUCCUACUUAUGAGGAACGUGACCACAGUGAAGGUCAGACUCUGAACUUCAGUAUCGACGAGACUCCGAUUGCAGUGGAGGAAAAUCCUCUAAACUACAUUUGGGUUAAAAGCUCUGUGGUAUCAGAAGCAAACAGUGACCACCAGCUCCUCGCUCACAACUAUAAUGAAGCUGAGAGCCAAGAUCAGAGAGGAGGAGAAGACUCAGGAUCAACUAGACAUACAGAGCCAGAACCAAACAAGAGACAUCACAGAAGCAGAGGUCACAGUAACAAUGUGAACAACCCUAACUUGUCAGAGAGUCACCGUAAUACUCACACGGGUAAAACACCUUCUAAAUGUGAUGUAUGUGGAAAAGAGUUUAAGUAUCAUUCACGAUUGCAGAGACACAUGAGAACCCACACAGGUGAGAAGCCUUAUACUUGCAAAACAUGUGGGAAAGAUUUCGGAACUCGCUAUGAAUUGAAUGUCCACAUGAGAACCCACACAGGUGAGAAGCCGUACCUUUGCAAGACCUGCGGGAAAAGAUUCAGAGCCACUUCAGCAUUGAAAGUCCACAUGAGAAUCCACACAGGCGAGAAGUCGUAUACUUGCAAUAUAUGCAGGAGAGCUUUCAGAAAUGUUGGUCACUUGAAACUCCACAAGAGUAUCCACACAGGUGAGAAGCCGUAUAUUUGUAAAACCUGUGGGAAAUGUUUCAAAUAUAAUAGUGACUUUAAAGUCCACACCAGAACCCACACAGGGGAGAAGCUGUACCUUUGCAAUACCUGCGGGAAAAUAUUCUGUGACAAUUCCGUAUUGAUUAGGCAUAUGAGAAUCCACACGGACGAGAGGCCGUUUACUUGCAAAACAUGUGGGAAAAGUUUCAAACUGAAUGGUGUCUUGAACGUCCACAUGAGAAUCCACACAGGUGAGAAGCCGUAUACCUGUAGAACGUGUGGGAAAAGUUUCAAAUGUAACGGUGACUUGAAAGUCCACACGAGAACCCACACAGGUGAGAAGCCGUACCUUUGCAAGACCUGCGGGAAACGAUUCAGUGACAAUUCAGCAUUGAUACGGCAUACGAGAAUCCACACGGGUGAGAGGCCUUAUACUUGCAAAAUAUGUGGGAAGGAUUUCAAUCGUCCGUCAUCGCUGAAGUAUCAUACAACAACCCACACAGGCGAGAAGCCGCAUAUUUGUAUGACAUUUGGGAAAGGUUUCACAUGUAAUAGUGUCUUGACAAAACACAUUAGAAUCCACACAGGUGAGAAGCCGUAUUCUUGUAAAAUGUGUGGGGAAAAUUUCAGACGUAGCGAUAAAUUGAAUGUGCACAUUAGAAGAACCCACACCGGUGAGAGCCCGCACUAUUGCAAAGGCACGUAAGA
This is a messenger RNA of Perca flavescens (yellow perch), 3498 nucleotides long. RefSeq names its product zinc finger protein 93. The transcript is spliced from 5 exons. The record is from RefSeq and is a predicted model, not a curated record. Bases 131 to 3496 code for a protein of 1121 amino acids. NCBI's taxonomy places the organism in Eukaryota, Metazoa, Chordata, Actinopteri, Perciformes, Percidae.